Contarinia nasturtii (swede midge) is the source of this 3791-nucleotide messenger RNA. RefSeq names its product nucleolysin TIAR (gene Rox8). Gene Ontology annotation, molecular function: RNA binding. NCBI's taxonomy places the organism in Eukaryota, Metazoa, Arthropoda, Insecta, Diptera, Cecidomyiidae. The record is from RefSeq and is a predicted model, not a curated record. Bases 550 to 1743 code for a protein of 397 amino acids. The transcript has 4 exons.
ACAAUGAAGAGAGAAAAAGAAAUUUAGAAGCGAGAUUGUAAAUUAUUGGCUCUUAAAUUAGUGAAACGACAGCGACAAAUUACCGCCGGGUCUUUUGUUCUCAUUACACGGUGGAUAUAUAAGUGGAUUGUGUGUGCGAAAAAGUUCACUUGAUUCGAAUUGAUUUGCGAUUUUUAUCCAGGUGAACGGUAUAAAGUAGUGUGAUUUUUUUUUUAAAUAAAAAGAUAUAUAUGUGUAUAUAAAUUCCAAAAAGCAAUCCGAUUUCAUAGAGAACACAGGACCCUUUUGGUAUACAUAUUUUAGCCACGUCAUGUUGGCAAUGAAGCAAAUGUCGUAGCCGUAGACGCCUUUUAAAAAAGCCAAAAAAUAAAAAAGAAACAUACAAGAGAUUCAGUGAGCGAAUAAUAGACGGCUUUUCAUAUACGUUUAUAUAUAUAAAUAUAUAUUAUUUUUUUAUAAAUUACCAAAACGAAUUGCAAACAAUCAACUGAACAAAGAAAAUAUUCUAGCAUAUUAGAUAUUAACGAUAGACAACACGUUGUAUUCAACAUGGAUGACUCGUCACCGAAAACCCUAUACGUAGGAAAUUUAGAUCAUUCAGUUUCCGAAGAUCUAUUAUGUGCACUGUUUGGCCAAAUGGGAACAAUAAAAAGUUGCAAAAUUAUUCGCGAGGCAGGCAAUGAUCCGUAUGCAUUCAUCGAAUUCACAAAUCAUCAAUCGGCCACCACUGCACUAACAGCGAUGAACAAACGAUCAUUUUUAGAAAGAGAAAUGAAAGUAAACUGGGCAACGAGCCCGGGAAAUCAACCGAAAGCUGAUACAAGCACACAUCAUCACAUUUUUGUUGGUGAUUUAAGUCCAGAAAUUGAAACAGAAACAUUACGUGAUGCAUUUGCACCGUUUGGUGAAAUUUCAAAUUGUCGAAUUGUACGCGAUUCGCACACAUUAAAAUCGAAAGGAUAUGCGUUUGUGUCAUUUGUAAAAAAAGCCGAAGCUGAAAAUGCCAUUCAAGCAAUGAAUGGACAAUGGCUGGGUUCCAGAUCCAUUCGAACAAAUUGGUCAACACGAAAACCACCACCGCCGCGUGAUUCAUCGGCCAAAGGUUCAAAGAAUGGGAGGCCAACGUAUGAAGAAGUUUACAAUCAAACCAGCUCAACUAAUACAACUGUGUAUUGUGGCGGAUUUCCGGCAAAUACAAUAACAGAAGAUGUUAUGCAUAAGCAUUUCGGCCAAUUCGGUUCCAUCCAAGAUAUUAGAAUUUUUAAGGAUAAAGGUUUUGCAUUCAUUAAAUUCACAACGAAAGAGGCAGCUACGCACGCUAUCGAAAAAACACACAAUACCGAAAUUGCCGGUCAUCCGGUUAAGUGUUUCUGGGGCAAAGAAGGUGGUGGCGAUGCCAAUAAUUCGCAAGCAUCAGCCAUGGGUAAUGCCACAAUCGGUUGUACGCAACAGACUCAACCACAAGGCACACAAUAUCCAUAUUCAUAUCAACAAAUGGGAUAUUGGUAUCCGGGAUACCCAGCAGCUCACAUGCAAGCACAAUAUAUGCAACAACAAUAUCCUUAUACGUACGCUUACACAAACCCACAACAACAAGGAGGUGCAGCUGCAGCAUAUCGUAUGGUUCAGCCGAAUGUAUGGGGUGUUCAAACCACCGCUGGAGCAGUACCUGGAAUGCCAAAUAACAAUGCAGCUCAGCCGCAAAUGAUGUACACAUCAAUGCCUCAAUACCAAACACAAUGAGAUCUGAGUAUAAGUCCACUUUCGCAACUGAAUCCAAUGAAAUAGUUUAACAGGGAACAGGCACGAGUAUGAAACAAACAAACAAAUGAAACAAGCAAACAAAACAAUGAAACAAAUACAGAACACCGUAGCAAGAGAGAUAGAGAUUCAAAAUGAGCAAACAAAACGAAAGUAAUUUCUUGGAUAACUAACAUGGAAACCGAACCUAAGCAUGAUGCAUACGACGAAGAAAAAUAGAUAUUGGUAUAAGUUGGAUUUGUAAAAAAAAAAAAUAUUGUUGCGAAAGUAUUUGAAAAAAGAAAAUGGUAAAAAACUAAAAUAAAUGCAAGAGGAAAAAAGAAGAAAUUACAUAAAACCAACAACUUAACCAUAAAACUCAAAACGAUAAAUUAUAAUCGAGUUGAUAUAUACAGAAUCAAGAUUGUGUCAGGGCAGAGUUAUGAAAAACUCUGAAUAAUUAUCUGAACGAGAAAAAAAAAGAGAAAAAUUUAUGAGAAUAAGAUGGAUCUUUUUCUGCAUUGAACUUUUGAUGUAGAGAAAGAUGUGUGAUAUAUUCAAGCAAACAAUAAAAAAAAAAUGAAAGAUAAACAAAAUAUGAAGUAAAAAACAAUGAUCGAAGAGAUGUUUAAUUCUAUAAAUUAUGAAUUGAAUGAAAUUAAUGAAAGGAAGAAAAAUCUACUAUAAAAAAAAUAUUGUCUAGUAAUCAAUACGGUGAAAGAACAAAUUUAAAGUGAGACAUAGAUUUAUGAAUUCAACAAAACAAAACAAACAAAAUGGAAAAUUAUUUAAUAGCACGAAAAAAAUAAAUGAAUAAAUAAUUAAAUUGUAAUUUAACGAUGGCGAAACGAAGACAGACAGAGAGAAAGAGCAUUGAAAAAAUUGUUACUUAUUACAAACUAUAUUAUAUUCGAUUUUGCGUCGAAUACGAAUCAAUUCGAAUUCAUAUACAAACAAUCACAAAUGCACAGAGAACUCACAGACACACACAUAUAUAUACAAGAGAAGAGAAUUGAACGACAAACUGGUGAUCCGAAUGAGAAAUAAGAUAUAAAUCGAAGUGAGGACAAACACAAAUUGCGAACAUUUCAACAACAAUCUUUAUCCACAUAUUAUUUUAUUUUUUUCAUGUGUGCGUAAUUUUUGUUGGUGUUUCCAUUUCUGAAUUCCAUUUCAAACAUCUAUGGUCCGAAUGAUCAGCAAGAUGUUUAAUUUCGUUAAAUUUUAAAUUAUUCUAAAGCAAAACAAACAAACAAACAAACAAAAAAAAAUUAAAUUAUUCUAAGUAAUUAUUAUUAUUUUACAGCUGAUCGAUAAUUACAUCAUCGACGACAAAGUAUUAUUUAUGCUAUUGAUCGAUUAUAUAGCAUGCGUCAAUUUAUCUCUCUUUCUCUCUCUCUUUCUACCUCUCUCUCUCACACACACUCACUCACUCAUUCAUUUCAUACGCUCAACUCAACGGUGUACACAAUCUCUGAUUCCUAAAAACAAAUUCUACAUCCAAUUUAAAUAUAUAUAUUCUGCUCAAAUGUCCGAUAUCAUAAUCAUCAAACACAACACAAAUCUCAGAACAAACCAACCGGUGUGUAUAGAAACUAAAUUGAAACCCAUGAGCAACUAUUGAACUUUUUGUUAAUUUGGAUUAAACGUAUGAACACAAUAAUGAAUUACAACAAAAAAAAAUGAAAAUAAAAUAAACAAUUUAGCUAGCAACAAAAAAAAAAUUAUAGAGACAACAUGUGCCAAAUAAAAACGGCAACAUCAUAUGAAGAAGGAAUAUAUAACAGAGACACGGAAUGGAAGGAAAUAAAACUAAUAAAAAAAAUAAAUAGAAAGUAAAAUUUAUGGAGAGAAGAAAAAUGAAUUCAAAAGAAAAAAACGGAUUUUUUUUCGUUUAUAAUCGAAUUCAUGAGAUAUGGACGCAAAAAUGCAAAAAAAUGAAACAAAAAUACACACCAUUAUGCACAAGUGGCAUAUGAGAUAAUAUUCUCGCUCGAUGACCGAGCAUCAAACUACACACACAAACCCAUAAAAAACGACAAACUUCGAAA